GGCACUCCUCUCUCGCUUUUCUUCUUCUUCGCUCCCGUCAUCACCGAUCUCCAAAUCCGCCCUCACUCUAGGGUUUCCCUCUUCUCCGUUCGCCUCUCUCGAUCGUCUUUCGCGCCACGUUAAGUUUUAUGAACUGAGGCCAUGAAGCCAGGAGUGUCGUCUUUGAAUCCAUAUGCAGCAGCAUACAUUCCCCUCUCCAAAAGGGAGGCAGAUGAUAGACCUUUUGCGACAUCAAAAGAAUCUAACUGCAACAACGAUGCAGUCUGGUUUGGGGCCCCUCAUAGUAUGAACCAGAAUCAAAACCAUAGCAAAGCUUAUCUUGGAUCUGAUUCCCCUGGUACUGCAGCACUUCUCAGUCCAAAGGCGUUUGCUCUAAACAACUACCCUCCCCAUGGUUCGUAUGGUUCAUCGUCACAGAAAGUGAAUGAAGUGACAGAAAAUGAGGAAUUUGAUAUGGAUUUGGAGUAUCUUCAGAUGGCAUUUCCUGGUAUUUCUGAUCAGUCUCUGGCUGAUGUUUACUUGGCGAACAAGGGGGACCUGGAAGCAACCAUUGACAUGCUGAACCAACUUGAGUUCUACACAGUGGAGUCUUCUGAGAGUCUUCCAGACACUUUGGACAUCGGAGAUGUUUCUGAAUCUGGGAUGUCACCAAAAUCUGCAUGGAAACUGAAGACUGUAGCAGCAGGCGAAGCCAGUGGUUCACCCAAAUCUUAGCUCCUAUCCUGUCCUGUUUGUUUGACUUUGUGGAAACAAAAAAAUGUCUGAAGUGAUUUGCUUUGACAUAUGUUUGGUUAUGGGUAAAAAGUAUAUAAAAUAGAGGGAUAUAUUCUCUUGGGGCAAUCAUGCACACAUAGUAUGACAAUGGUUGUAUAGCUCUAGAUGUUUGUUCUCAAAUCUUCUCAUUUCAUAGUGUUUCUAUGGGCCAGAAGCUCG
Messenger RNA from Fragaria vesca subsp. vesca, 933 nucleotides. RefSeq lists its product as uncharacterized. The record is from RefSeq and is a predicted model, not a curated record. NCBI's taxonomy places the organism in Eukaryota, Viridiplantae, Streptophyta, Magnoliopsida, Rosales, Rosaceae. The coding region runs from base 142 to 714 and encodes 190 amino acids. Gene Ontology annotation, molecular function: ubiquitin binding. The transcript has 3 exons.